AGUCACAUGUUUAGAGGCGGGGUUGUCCAGCGGGCGUGGUAGACUAGUAGCUAGCUGAGAUAUAGUUGGUGAGCUGUCCAGCGAGCGAAGGAUCGAGAAGGGCGCUGCAUAUACCGCAGCAAACAUGGCGACACCGCGCUCGAUUACGCCGCAGUCGAGUCGUCGCCUGACGCUGGUCUUCGAUCUCAACCGCAUGGGUGGCCAAUCAAUAUUUGGUGGCAAGGUAGUGAAUGUUCCGGAUUUGUUUGUCGACCGAGGGACCACUCCGGAGAUAAGACCCAUUGCCAGUCAUCUCAAGGAGCACCUCGGCCUCAGAGAUCACGCCAGCUACUUCCUACUACUGGAGGCAGUCUGCGCCCCCAGGGGGUUCCCAAACUCCGCCCCCUCCUCCUCCAUCUCGCGGCCCGACAGACCUUACGUCAUCCCACUUGUCUGCGAUCAGGUGUGGGCCGCAGUGCUAAAGUCUUACCGACUUCAGAGAUUGAAGAUUGUUGUGAAGAAGAGACCGUUUGUCAACGCAGCCAACUUCAGAUGUCGUUCUAUAUUUCCCAAGAGAGAACUGAAGUUCGUGGACAUGAUUUCCUACUUCCCGAGAAUCCUCCAAGAUGACCAUCUUUGCCGGGUCGCCGAAGACAUCUUCCUCGGCGGACUUCGGAUCAAGCCCCGCCUACGGAAGGGGGUGUGGCCUCACCUGGUACGAGUGUUUCAUCCCGGAAUGGAGACGCGCGAGGAACGGGAAUCUUACCUGGGGAAACUGAGGUUGAUAUACGACGCUCUAAAGGGAAGUCUUCAGUCACAGGCCGACAGCCCUGUUCACCAGAAUCGACGACAUCUCUACGACAGCAUUCGACGCGACGCCAUGCGCACCGAUCCAACCGAGUCGUUUUACAAAAACGGGCGCCGUAACGACAGGAGCGGCCCCGGAGACGGCUCCGUCAAUGCAACGUCGUCGAUGUCCAUCGAAUCCUCGUAUCUGAGCCGAGAGAACAUCGAAAAGUUGGUAAACAUCACGGCUGUUUACACCCUGGAGCACGACGAGGUGUCCUACACGCAGGGAAUGACCGACCUCCUCAGCCCAAUCCUCUACGUGAUGGAGAGAGAGGACGAUGCUUACAUCGUCUUCUCCGCAAUGGUCCAGCGAAUCGCGGAGAAUUUCGGGACGUGGUGCGAGGGGACGCUGAAGAAAGUGGAGCGAUUGCGACACCUGUGUGCGGUGCUAGACCCGGAGCUUUCGGCGUAUCUGAAGGACAUCGAGGAAGACGCUUUUGCACUGUUUUUCGGAAUGGUGCUCAUCGAGUGUCGUCGAGAGUUCUCGUUCGAGAACAGUUUCCACCUGAUGGAGGUGAUCUGGUCGGCAGCGCUCUGCAUGCGGCAACGGGAAGAUCCCAAUUGGAGCCCGCCGCCACCCACGACCCCGACACAAAGAGGUCGUCGGGACAACAGGAGGAUCCAGGUGCUGUCACCCGAACCACCUUCUCUCACGGGGCUGGGUUCGGUACCGACCCACUCCGAGUGGGCGUCUUUCAUGUCCAAUCGCUCGCCCGACGUCAUCCGCCAAGUCUUUGGCGAGUUGCAGACCUACACCGCCGUUCCUCUGGCCCGUUCCGAGUGCGGCUCCAUCACGCACAGCACCUUUCUCGUCUCGCACACCCCACCCCCUCUCCGGAAUCAUCGCUCGUCCCUCGACGGCUCCAUGGAGGGCGCAAUGAUCCCCGAGGAAGAUUUGGAACAGAGCGGACCACCAGAUGCAGCGACUAGAGUUAUUUCAGUUGAAGUUCACGAUAGAGUGAAUCUGGAAACGGGCGAAAUGGAGCGAAAUCGGGCGGAAGAAAGUGAAAACCACUGGAAUUCUUCUAGGAGUAGAGUGAGGGGUAGUGGGGAUGAAAUGACACAGCAGAGAUGUUUGGAGGAAGACGAGCCCAGUGCCACACCAAUGGCCACAAACGCUUCCGUCGCUGAAAGGUCUCGAUUCGCUUACUCGCCGGGUAAAGACAGAUCGCUGAGCGAUCCCGUCAGAUGCAGAGUGAACCGAUCGCUGCAUGAACCCAGUGAAAAACAUUCAAACCCGUCACCCAGAAACAGAAAUGAUGAACCGUCAACACCACCGACCGAAUCUAGAUUUGUUUGUUCCGAGCGAGGGGGAGAAGGGGCCCACCCUAAUGACGCCAACCAGAGUUUAAGAAGAAGUUGCUCUGCUAGUUGCUUGACCCCCAGUCCACCUCCCUCCAGUCCUCCUGUUUCUCCCUCCCCCGUGAUACUGGCGACAAGAACUCAGACCGAGAUGUCUGACAUGAGCAGUGUCGAGAGCACAAAUGCCAGUGGUGGAGGUGGUGGUGGUGGUACCACUGCUGCCAGUAAUGACAAGAGUGGCCUGGACGCCAGCAUGGGUGUAGAGGGAGGGGCUGCGGAAGAUGGCAGGGAAGAGGAAGAGGGGAGAGGUGAAGUGUGGGUAGAAAUAGCCACCCCUUUAGAAAACGGGCUUCACACACCUCAAAAACUGGAUGAAGAGGAAGACUGUACGAUUCUCGCGGCUGACACACCGUGUCACUCGGCGGUUACCGAUGACACCCCUUCGUCCCGCGAGAGGACAGACUCGACGCUGCAAGAACAGUCGCUCACCAGACACACCGAGUACCCGCCCGUCUCCCCCGUACAACCGUUUUUCGACACUCUGGAGAUGAUUGCCAGCCUGUCUCGACCGAACUCCCCCGCGCCACCCCCCGAGGAGACUUCGCACCAUGCGGCAGUUUUCGCCAACCUCCUCUCGACGGAGCAUGCGGUGCCGGUAGUGUCGCGGGUAUCCUCGCUCACUGUCCCGUUCUCGGACUCCUUCCCGCUGUUCAUCUGCCUCGCGAUCAUCAUCCAGCAGCGCUCCAGGAUCCUCUGCGGGAACCUGGAUUUCGUGGGGCUCUCUGUGCUACUCAACACGCAGGCGGGGGCCCAGAAUUUGGAUCGAACCCUCAGAAUCGCACGCCAGCUCUACGAGAGGUACCGUGGGUACCAGAGAUUGUGUUUCGGACCAAGGUUCUCAGUGUACGAAGUCUGGCUCGACAACAUGGAGUCACUUUUUGCUUCUUUGCCGUCACCGCGGGCUGCAGCUCCCAAUGCUGGGAGACAGAACGUGAGAAACGGGUCGGCAUUGAUACGAGAGAGAGACGCGGAGGACGUAUAAUGAAUUUUUAAACAUGGAAGUCGGUACCACUCUGAUAUUAUUUUUGUUUGUGUAAUGAGUUUGUACUUGAGUGCAUGCUUGUAUGUGGAUAAUUAUAUUUUCACCUGUGUUAAUUAGGUGAUGUUAGGAACGUCCUAUUAUUAUGCAAACACACUCCGUAAUGUUCAGUAGAAGUUGAAGUAUAAUAAUUAUAGUCAUAAAGCUAGUGUGUGUUACUAUAUACAGUACAGAGGAUAUAGCUACUAUAAAAAAGAGACUAUAAUAAUAAAGUUAUUCAUCUGCUGCUGUUUCACAAUGUUUUGUAACCUGGUAACAAUCAUGUUCUUUCAAAAUGGGCCUCCCACAUUGUGCAUUUUCAUGUAACCCGUCGGAAUCUAGUUCGACCGGAUAUCUCGCCUCCCCCUCCACUCCGGCCCAAUCGAAGCCCAAGAUGCAAAUUUCAUCGCCGUCCACUAGGAUGUUUUUGGAGCGCAGAUUCCCAUGUACAUAGCCAGCAUCGUGCAUUCGUUCUACCGCAUCUUUUAAAGCCUUUUUCGCUUCUGGGCUUGCCGACGUUGAAAUCUUCGAGCCGUUCACUUUUUCCAUGACAACGACAAACCACUUGCCGGGCAGCUUACGCCAAAAUUUAAUCUUUGGCGCCAGUUUUAAUUGCGAAAGGUAGGCAUGGACCUCAACGCUGUAGUUGAAGUUUGAAAACUUCACGAUAACAUCUUCUUCAAAUUUGGCUUCAAACAUUCG
Messenger RNA from Geodia barretti, 3910 nucleotides. NCBI's taxonomy places the organism in Eukaryota, Metazoa, Porifera, Demospongiae, Tetractinellida, Geodiidae. The record is from the annotation of a GenBank genome assembly.